This is a messenger RNA of Raphanus sativus (radish), 867 nucleotides long. Its product is annotated as microtubule-destabilizing protein 60. NCBI's taxonomy places the organism in Eukaryota, Viridiplantae, Streptophyta, Magnoliopsida, Brassicales, Brassicaceae. The transcript has 7 exons. Gene Ontology annotation, molecular function: protein kinase activator activity; microtubule binding. Gene Ontology annotation, cellular component: mitotic spindle; nuclear microtubule. The record is from RefSeq and is a predicted model, not a curated record. Gene Ontology annotation, biological process: mitotic spindle assembly; regulation of mitotic spindle organization; activation of protein kinase activity. The coding region runs from base 175 to 708 and encodes 177 amino acids.
UUUUUCACUUAUUUCUAAUUUAGAGCUCAUUAUAAGUUGUGCCAAAAAACGGGAGUUCGUAAAGGAGCAGUUUGGCUUUUUGGUUGGGUUAUUCCUUACAUUGUUUUUUACAACCACUAUCUACUUUUUUUUUUGGAACACUAUCUAGUAUAUUUUAUAAUUCUUCUACUAAACAUGUGUACUGGAAAAUCAUCACACUCAAAAUCAUCACCCAAGUUUGGGAAAACAAGUCCAACUUCUUCUGUACUCUCCCUGGGUUCCAACGGUAAAAGAAUGACCAAAGUGGAAUUCAAAGACAGAGCGCAUGACAAAACCAAGGCAGCCGCUGCUAAGAAUGUUGCAAAGGCACCAGCAAAAGAGAACAAAAAGCCUCUUGAGUUCAAGCUUCACUCUGGUGAGAGAGCAGUGAAACGUGCCAUGUUCAACUAUUCGGUUGCAACUAAUUACUAUAUCACGAAACUGCAAAAGAAACAAGAAGAUAAGUUGCAAAAGAUGAUAGAAGAGGAAGAUAUUCGUAUGCUAAGAAAGGAAAUGGUUCCGAAAGCUCGACUGAUGCCUUUCUUCGACCGACCUUUCCUUCCACAGAGAUCAAGCAUACCGUUGACGAUGCCAAAGGAACCAAGCUUUGGAAAUGUUAACAGUACUUGUUGGACUUGUGUCUUCAACAACCAAUACUAUCUCUAUCAUAUUCACCAUGUUCAUGCUUGAAUCUUGAGAGCCACUAGCUCAGUUAGAGGCUUUUGCUAUUUUCAUUCCAAUUAGUUACCCUUUCUGCUUUUUUCGCCUUGGCAAGUUUCUGUCCCUAAUCUUUUGCGGUUCUUCUUGUAAUUUUUCGUGGACUUAAAUAAAUGAUCGAUUUCUAUACAA